AUGGCCUCCAUGCGGUCGGAGCAUGCCAAGACCGAUCAGGAGCUUGCCAUCAGCAUCAAGAAGGCCACCAACACUGACGAGAUCUCGCCCAAACGCAAGCAUGUGCGCGCAUGCAUCGUGUACACAUGGGAUCACAGAUCAGCCCACGCCUUCUGGUCUGGAAUCAAAGUGCAGCCGAUUCUGGCGGACGAGGUGCAGACUUUCAAGGCCCUGAUUACAAUCCACAAAGUUCUGCAAGAGGGUCAUCCGUCGGCGCUCAAGGAGGCAAUGGCCAACCGCAGUUGGAUUGAUGGUCUGAAUCGUGGCAUGGCCGGCGACGGGCUCCGCGGUUACGGCCCCCUCAUCCGAGAAUACGUAUUCUACUUGCUGGCCAAGCUCUCCUUUCACCAGCAGCAUAUUGAAUUCAACGGAACAUUCGAAUACGAAGAGUAUCUGAGCUUGAAAGCCAUCAACGACCCGAAUGAGGGUUACGAGACGAUCACAGACCUCAUGAUUCUACAAGACAAGAUUGAACAGUUUCAAAAGUUGAUUUUCUCCCACUUCAGGAACGUGGGCAACAACGAGUGCCGGAUCUCUGCCCUGGUACCGCUGGUGCAGGAAAGCUAUGGAAUUUACAAGUUCAUCACGAGCAUGAUGAGAGCCAUGCACUCCAUCACGGGAGAUGACGAGGCUUUACAGCCUCUGCGUCAGCGUUACGAUGCGCAACAUUACCGGCUCAUCAAGUUCUACUACGAAUGCUCCAACCUGCGCUACCUCACCAGUCUCAUCACGAUCCCCAAGCUCCCCCAAGACCCGCCGAACCUCCUCACCGAGGGCGGCGACGCGCCCGCCCUACCCUCUCGGCCGAAACAAGAGAUUGAACGUCAGAUAACGCCACCGAAGGAGCCGAAGUCGGAAGAGCCCGGGGAAAUCUCGGAGUUUUGGAAGAGCGAGCUCGACCGUCAGAACCGAGACUACGAGGAGCAGCAGCGGGUUCUCGAAGAGCGACAGGCAGCAGCCUUGCUGGCACAGCAGCAGGCGCAGAUGCAGGCGCAGCGCGAUUUCGAGGAGCAGCAGCGACGGCUGGCAGAACAGCAGAAGCGGGAUCAGGAGGCGCUCCUGGCACAGCAGUCGCAGUGGCAGACGCAAGGCCGACUCGCCGAGCUGGAGCAGGAGAACUUUAACGCGCGGGCCCAGUACGAGCGAGACCAGCUGAUGCUGCAACAGUACGACCAACGCGUCAAGGCGCUCGAGGGGGAGCUGGGACAGAUUCAAAACAGCCUGGGCCAACAGAUCACGAGCAAGGAUGACCAGAUCCGGGCGCUGCAGGAGCAGGUCAACACGUGGAGGACGAAGUACGAGUCGCUGGCCAAGCUGUAUUCCCAGCUGCGUCACGAGCACCUCGACCUCUUGCAGAAGUUCAAAACGGUGCAGCUCAAGGCUUCGAGCGCGCAGGAGGCGAUCGACAAGCGGGAGAAGCUCGAGCGGGAGAUCAAGACGAAGAACCUCGAGCUCGCCGACAUGAUACGCGAGAGGGAUCGUGCCCUCCACGACAAGGACCGAGUGCAUGGCAGCAACAAGGACGAGGUCGAGAGGCUCAAGCGCGAGCUCCGGAUGGCGCAGGACAAGGCCGACAACCUCGAACGGAGCAAGGGCAACGAGCUGUCGACGAUGCUGGCCAAGUACAACCGGGAGAUGAGCGACCUCGAGGAAGCACUGCGCAACAAGUCGAAAGCCCUCGAGGAGGCGCAGUCGUCGCUCAGGGACGGCAGCUCCGACCUGGAGAAGCUACUCAGGGACAAGGAGUACGAGCUGGAAGUGUACAAGACGGGGAUGGACGAGACGCUGCUCAAGCUGAACGAGCUCGAGCAAAACCAGAACGAUUCGGGGCACGCGCUAGAUGGGCAGAUUGACGCGCUCAUCCUGUCGAACCUGGACAAGCUCAACGACGUGAUCGAUUCCGUCCUCCAGGCCGGCGUUUCGAGAGUGGACGAUGCCCUGUACGAGCUCGACUCGUCGAUGCAGGCGGGCAACCAGAACGCGUCGCCGACGUACGUGCUGUCGCAGAUCGAGAAGGCGUCGGCGAGCGCCAUGGAGUUUGCGACGUCGUUCAACAACUUCAUCGCCGACGGGCCGAAUAGCACGCACGGAGACCUCAUCAAGGCGAUCAACGUGUUCUCGGGCGCCAUCGCCGACGUCUGUAGCAACACUAAGGGUCUGACAAGGCUCGCGACGGACGAGAAGAAGACGGACGGGCUGAUGAACGGCGCGCGGCAGUCGGCGCAGUCGACGCUCCAGUUCUUCCGCGGCCUCCAGAGCUUUCGGCUCGAGGGCAUGGAGCCGCUGCAGAAGACGGACGUGGUGAUUAACAACAACAACGACGUGCAAAUCAACUUGCAGAAGCUGAACAAGCUGGUUGAAGCCUUCGCUCCGGGCUUCGGCAAGCUGGCCAACAACAAGGGAGACUUGGGCGACCUCGUCGACUCGGAGCUGAGCAAGGCGGCCGACGCCAUCGCGGCGGCGGCGGCGCGGCUGGCGAAGCUCCGGAACAAGCCUCGGGACGGAUACUCGACGUACGAGGUCAAGGUGCACGACUCGAUCCUGGACGCGGCGACGGCCAUCACGAACGCCAUCGGGCAGCUGAUCAAGGCGGCAUCGGCGACGCAGCAGGAGAUUGUGCAGGCUGGACGCGGGUCCUCGUCCCGGACGGCCUUUUACAAGAAGAACAACCGGUGGACGGAGGGCCUGAUCUCGGCGGCCAAGGCGGUCGCAUCGUCGACCAACACGCUGAUCGAGACGGCCGACGGGGUCCUCUCUCGGCGAAACAGCCCCGAGCAGCUCAUCGUAGCGUCCAACGACGUGGCGGCGUCGACGGCCCAGCUCGUCGCCGCGAGCAGGGUCAAGGCGGGCUUCAUGUCGAAGAGCCAGGAGAAGCUGGAGCAGGCGAGCAAGGCGGUGGGGGCGGCAUGCAGGGCGCUCGUGCGGCAGGUGCAGAGCCUGAUCAAGGAGCGCAGCCAGGACGAGGACGCGGUGGACUACACGAAGCUCGGCGCGCACGAGUUCAAGGUGCGCGAGAUGGAGCAGCAGGUCGAGAUACUCCAACUGGAAAACGCGCUUUCCUCGGCGCGCCAUCGGCUGGGCGAGAUGCGCAAGAUUUCGUACCAAGAGGAGUAG
Messenger RNA from Drechmeria coniospora, 3153 nucleotides. RefSeq lists its product as uncharacterized. Gene Ontology annotation, molecular function: phosphatidylinositol-3,4-bisphosphate binding; actin filament binding; clathrin-cargo adaptor activity. The transcript has 5 exons. Gene Ontology annotation, biological process: actin filament organization; endocytosis; clathrin coat assembly. The record is from RefSeq and is a predicted model, not a curated record. Gene Ontology annotation, cellular component: actin cortical patch; clathrin-coated vesicle. Lineage: Eukaryota; Fungi; Ascomycota; Sordariomycetes; Hypocreales; Ophiocordycipitaceae. The coding region runs from base 1 to 3153 and encodes 1050 amino acids.